AUGGGAUUUGGAGACGAGGCGUCGCCUUGCGUCGCUCGGAUAGACCGCAACUGCAACCAAAUGACGACAGAUCAGCAAUACAAGUUGGCGCAUGCGAUGAACAUUUGCUUCCUGACCAGCAACGGCCACACCGGUUACAAAUGCACCGAUCGUAUGAGUGCAAGUGAAUGUUCAAAAAACCUUGAUAACCGGGCAUUCACUUCCUACAACAUGUUCUUCGCCAACAUCCACAGCAUUUGUCUCUACGUCUCUAACCGGGAGUUCGAGCGGCACACGUCACAGCUGCUCAACAAGCUGUACGAGGGAGCAGGGGCGGCCCAGAACGUGCUGCAUGGUGUCGUUCAGGGCCUGCAGGUGCACCACGAGCAGCAGCUGCUGCUGCAUCAAGGCCUAUCGCAGAUGCGUGAGGAGCAGAGCGGCCUGGCGGAGGGGCUGCAGGAGGGGCUCCGGAGGCUGAGAACCAUCCAGGGACAAGCGGACACUUUGCAGGAACAGGUCAACAAAACGUUGUCCAUGGAGGAGGAGCUGUCUCGGCGGCAGGGCGACCUAGCCCUCCAAAUGGGUGCUCUGGAGCAGAUGGAGCAGCAGCACGCGGCCGCUGCGGAGCUCCGGUGGGAGCAGCUGCUGCAGCGGGCGGCGCACAUGGAAGAGCGUCAUGCGCACUACGAGGCGCUGCAGGAGGCGCUGGCGGCCAAAUCGGGACAGCUGUUGCAGCAGAGCGGCCAGCUGCAGGGUGCCAUUGAGACAGUGCUGGUAGCCCAGCAGCGCACCAGCUCGCUGCUAGGGAGGGUUCUGGGGGGCCAGUGGACACUCAAGGACCUGAGCUUCUACGCUGGUGCAGCAGUCUGCAUCUUGGUGCUGACGGGUCCUGUGGCCCUACAGACCUCCCGGCUACCCCUACUUGCACUGCUGUUCAUGACUGCCGCCUGCGAGCGGGCCCUGCGGCAAUACAUGCAGAUAUGGCUGCCUCUGCUGGAAGGCGCUGUGGGCUUAUCCCCCAUGCCGUCCUUCAUCGGCAACAUGGAGCAGGCGGGCUGGUUGUUGCGCCUCCUCAGCGGCCUGGCAGGAUGUGUGCUGCUUAUGCGGCGCCUCCUGGCCACCCGGCAACGUGAUGCGGCUGAUCGCCGUGUGCUGGAAGACAUACAGCUUCAACUGGAGCAUCUGGCGGUGCAGCAGGCGCUCCUGAACAGGCACCUCAUAGGGGCCGACGGUCUGGCGACUGCCACCUGCGGACUCGACGGAGUGAAGACUCGACAGACGGGGCCACAGCCGUCGCAAUUACAUGGCCAUCUCGCCAAGCCUAGAAACCCUGCAUUACCUAUUGCUGCGCCGCCAACGCCACUGGUGACGCCGAUUGCGGCCCAGAUGGCUAGCGGCCCUCAUGUGCCUUCCCAAUGGACACCUUCCCAACUCGGCAACAGCUGCCAGACCAAGGAGGCAGCUCCCCAGGCAUGUCAGCUAACAUCAUACUCGGGCCCUUGCCAUGACGCCCUCGUAAGGCACAGCGAAGAAGCCGUGGUGGCAACGUCACCGGGACAACAGCCAGUCACCGCGCCCACCACGAGCCAUUGCACAGCCCAACGGCAUGGAAAGCAUGCUGGACGUGCCGGUGCACUUACGGCCACCGGGGCUACUAAACGUGGCCCUAGCUGCAGCAAGCGCAGGCGCGAUCCCGAACCAGGUCUGCGUGGGAGGGUUACCUCUAAACGAUUCGCUGCACAUGCAGACCUCUGAUAAGUAACUCCCGUGGGAUCCGACAUGUGCGAACAGCUGCUGACUUUAGCUGCACCGUUUGCACCUUAUCGCCCCCUUGCAGAGGACACCCAGCACCGCGCGCACAGGACACGCAGCAAGCCGAGGCCGUAACAAAGCAAGCCGAGAUAACUCACAAUUGAAAGUGGAAGAGUUGCUGGCAGACGAUGGUCGUCUAUAAUAACGGCGGCCAGACUGUUUGUGUCACAGCAACUGUGUUUUUGCUUACAACGGCCUGGAGAGCUGUCUUUCCUCCCUGGUUUCCCGUGACAACUGAUCUGUAAGCGCGCCAGCGAUUUAAGAGGCCGGGAAUGCAUCAACCAAGUAGGCAUGUAAAUGUAUAAAGCCAUGUACCCAUUGGCGAUGCCCGGCUGAACCAAUCGCCAAGGCUAUGAGCGCAACCAGCAUGGCAACGUGACGCAACGUAGCACUACACCAGGGCUCAUCUCUCCCGGUCCGACCCCCGCUCGCGAUGUCGCGAGUCCCGAGGCUGCUGCCCCGAAUGGCGCUCCCGACCCCGACUCCGACUGCGACUGCGCUCCCUACCCCGUCCUUCUUCCCCGUCCAAGCCUCUUCCCACUCUGCGCUCGCGGCCCCUGUCCCCAUCCCUUCUAGCUCCGCCCCCGCGACCCGGGCUAUCUCCUCGGUCCUACCCGCGGCCUUCGUCCCGGCGUGAUGACCUUCUGCCCGGGGACUGAGAUCCUCGACGGCCCUGACGGCCCUCACCGCGGUACUCGUCCCCGUCGGCGCACCGCUUCGUGGCAUCGCGCCAGUCCACGUCGUACCGCCCACCGCGGGCGCUGCUAGGACCAGGGCCUGCCGCCUCGUCCCUAGGCCCGACUGCCGCGUGUCGAGGCGGCGGUCGGGGAGGACCAAAGGACGGCCCGGCCAA
This is a messenger RNA of Volvox carteri f. nagariensis, 2644 nucleotides long. RefSeq lists its product as uncharacterized. NCBI's taxonomy places the organism in Eukaryota, Viridiplantae, Chlorophyta, Chlorophyceae, Chlamydomonadales, Volvocaceae. The record is from RefSeq and is a predicted model, not a curated record. The transcript is spliced from 9 exons. The coding region runs from base 1 to 1734 and encodes 577 amino acids.